CUUUAUUAUUCUUUCACGGUCUCAAUACGCCAAAUCUCUGUUUCUUCAUUCGGACAAAACACAUCUAAUCUCAAGUCAAUGUUUUGUCUUUAGAUACUAUCUUUACUCUCUCUCAAUGUCUCUAGGACGGUCAGAGUUCGCCGACGGCGUAGCAGCCCGGAGUCUCAGCGAGAUCUCAGAAGUUGACGCCGUAAGAAUCGGAGCUGAUAUUGUAUCUGCGGCGAGACGUCUCAUCGCACUUUUAAGGUCUGUCGGAGAUUGUCAAUGGCUUCAUCAUCCACCUGUUAUCUCUGAAGCUAUUAGAAGGUAUGAUGAGCUUUGGAUGCCGUUGGUUUCUGAUCUAACGGUUGGUUUGAAGCCUCCUAUGAUUUUGCCUCCUAUAGAUAUUGAAUGGGUUUGGUUUUGUCAUACUUUGAAUCCAGUGAGUUAUAGGGAUUAUUGUCAAAAGAGAUUCUCGAAACUUAUAGGGAAGCCUGCGAUUUACGACGAAGAGAACGAGAAUUACGCGGUUUUACAAUGCGAAAAGGUUUGGGUUUUACGGUACCCAUUGGAGAGUUUUGAGAACAGAGCUGAUCUUGAUUCAGUUGAGACUGUUUCUUCAGUGAAUGAAGAUGUGAAAAGUCUAGUAGAGAAGCAGAGGUUUCUUUGGGAGAAGUUUUCAUCUCCUUAUAUGUCUGAAACCGUAUACUUGAUCGCUGCUCGGUUACGUUACAAGGGGUUUUUGUUGAUCCUACACAAGUUUAAAGACGAGAUUUCUCGGCUUAUUCCAGCUUCUGAUAUACUUCUUAUGUGGUUGACACACAAGAGUUACCCGACGGUGUAUAAAGAAGAUGUUGAUGAAAUGUUGGAGGAUAUGACGCGAAAAGUGGUACGAGUUGGGGAAGCUGUAGAGAAAAGUGAAGUGGAAACAACGAAAAGACUAUGGGAUAGGUACUUUAAUCAACCAUAUGAGAAGGCUGGAGGUGAAUUGACGGUAAUAGCGAAUGAGUCCCGUCUUAGUAGCAAUACAGUGUUUUAUUGGCCUGUCUCGGAUAUGGACAUUAACACCGCGUAUAAGUCUAUUCGACCUAGAUUUGUUUUGGAAUUAUGUAUAUUUAUAAGGCUGAAUCCAAAAGCAGAGAGGAAUGAGUCUAUUGAUCGAAGUUUUCUUCGUUUGAGAGUUGCUAGAUGUCAUAGGAAGCUGCAACUAGAUAAGAAAAUGAGCGAUUUUUCUCGCGAUUCGUCAUGGCAGAAGGGGUGGCAUCUUUACUGCGAGUUCGGGACAUUAGGGGUUGUUUUGGAAUCACAUUGUGACCGUCCUCGUGGGAUUUGCUUCAGAAGUGGAAAACCGGAAGGGAUGAUUGAGUUUCCGUGGAAUGAUCUGUUAAGAGCACAUUCACUAGCAUCUGGUAGGUUUCUCGGGAAGCAAGUAAGUGUGUUUGCUUCGGUUACUCCCCCGGUUCAAGCUCCUUACUUGCUGAGAUUUGUACCGGAUCGAGUUACCGAUGAUUCAGGUGCUAUGAUAUCUGAUUCAGUUCAAAGAACUAACAAUUUCCGGCCUCAAGAAGGAAGAUGGCUUACACGGACCGUGCUUGAUCAUGCUGGUCGGGAAUGUUUCGUUAUCCGCAUCCGAGUAGGAAAGGGAGUGUUUAAACGCGGAGGUGAAGUUCCAUCCCCGGUUAAAUCAGAGGAGCGGAUAACAGAGAUUCGAGUAGGUUCUUGGUCUUAUAUCGAGGGUUCAAUCGGUAAAGCUCCAGCAAAGGUAGUUGGAACCGUGACGCCUAAAGAAUCAGUUGAGGAUUGGGAAGCUGCUUGGGAAUUUUCGACUGGAGACGAAUUGCGCAUCCGCAUAGACUCAUCAGGAGCUAUCUCAGAACUUGGUCUAUAUUCAAGAAACCCCGGUUCGAAGGUUCGGCUAUUAACUGGACGGAGAAUGCAAUAUAAAGGAGAAGGUGAAGAAGACGAGGAAGGUUUUGUAACAUUGGUUAGAUCAACAGAAGAAGAUCCAACAGAAAAAGCAACUGCUCUAAUCGACUGGAAGCAUCAAGCCGUGGAAUUUCUACCCGAGGAAGAUGCGGUUUUCGUCUUGCUAUUGUCUGUAUCGAUUCUAAGGAGCGUAACACAGAGAAGAAGGGAAGAUGUUGGUAAAUUGUUGGUGCGGAAAAGGAUAACCGAAGCUACCGGUGAACGGGAUUGGGGAUCAGUUAUCGUCGAUGCUUCAUCGUCAAAUGUAUCUUCUUCUGCUAGUCCAUACGUAGAACCAUGGUAUCGAAACUCCGGUAAGGUUAUGGCUAUGGAGGAGAAAGCACAAGUUGCAAGAUAUCCGUAUCCUGUUAUGAGCUAUUCUAACGUUGAUGGUGGUGAUAGUUUAUACAAACACGUAAUAUUUGGGUGAAACUACAAAGAAAUUGCAUUAUUUAGUUAGAUGGAUUUGAUGUAACCAAAGUUUAUACAAUACUUGGGAUGUCUUUUAUCAAUUAUACUGUUUUGCUCAAUAUUUUGUAAAUUAGCUAUCAACGUAUCUA
This is a messenger RNA of Capsella rubella, 2504 nucleotides long. Its product is annotated as glycine-rich domain-containing protein 1. The transcript is spliced from 7 exons. The coding region runs from base 116 to 2374 and encodes 752 amino acids. NCBI's taxonomy places the organism in Eukaryota, Viridiplantae, Streptophyta, Magnoliopsida, Brassicales, Brassicaceae. The record is from RefSeq and is a predicted model, not a curated record.